UGUCCACCGCUCCAGGUCCAGGUCCUGGGUCCAGCUCUGACCCUUCAGCGGAAACUGCACACGUCACCUUCAUUAUCAGUCUUGAUCUUGUCUUGUCAAACUCGCCGAGUCGGCGUAGUCGUAGAUCUAGGGAACACCGUCUGAAAAUCUCGGUCAACCAAGUUCUGCCGCGCUGCACAUCUCCGGCUACUGGCAGCAGCUAGCGAGAAAAGCAGUUUUCUGAGCUGGGUCAAGUAUUACUUCGUCGUUGCAUUGCGGCAGGCGAAGUGCAGGCUUGAGUUUGGAGAAUACACGUUCAGCAAGGACAGACACUGGCGUCGCAAUGGGGCCGUGGGCAUCCAAGAGCACGUUCACAGAAACCUUGGUGAAAAGCAGGUGGGACCCCGAGCAAUUCGAAAUUGCCGCGAGGGAAUUCCUGAAAGCAGAACUUCAAGAUGCCGAAGCUGAGGAUUGCGAGCGUCACAAGUACCGUCUCCAGGAAUGCUUGGACCGGUUGCGGAUGUAUUCGCUGGCUGUUCCAGAGGGUCGUCUCACCAAGGAUACCUUUCCGGGCCUGAUGAACAUGAGGGAUUUCGGGUCGCUAAGAAUCGCGCUGCUCGGACGGCCGAAGAUGGGGAAGAGCGAGACAACGAACAGCAUCCUCCGGCUAUUCAAUCAAAUGGCCUGUGAACAGGUGUUCUCAGUUGGAGAGGGCGACAAAACUGUCCGCGACGCUCCUCUAUACUGUCAUGAUCCUUUGGUAGGCAGACCUGCCGAUGACGCUGAACCGGAGCGGUCAGCAAUCACCUUCAGGAAUAGCAGGGGCAGCGGUGAGCUUUCAAAUGAGACGGAGAGGAACGUCAUGAGCGAUGUGUUGACCAACAAGCUGCAUCCCCCUGAAGAGUGCAAGGAGUCGCAACGCGAUGAAGAGAGUCAUAUGGCUGACCAAUGUCAUUCUGCCAUGUUUGUCAUCUCAUUUCGCGCAUUGAACAACGAAAGUACUCUGGAGCAGCAGUUCUGGGAGCCGUUCAGGCAAUUAUUUAAGGAUAUGGAUAUCACCCCGGUGACUUUUGUCACCCACACGAGACUUCUAGAGGGCCAGCUUGACCCCCACUCCAGUGAGCCCAUCAGUGUACAGGGUAUCAUUGGUUCCAUGCCGUGCAAUGUGUUCCCGAUCGAGAACAAGAACCCCACGUCCAACCCUGACCUAGUCCUGCAGCGACUGAGACAAGAGUUAUCGCUCGCCCUGAUGGAGACGAUCUAUCACGCCGAAAUGCGCUUGUAUCGACGAGAGCUUCAGGCACUUCACGGUGAAAAGGAAAAUGAUGCAACCAUUACACCAGAGAAGCACAAUGUGACAAGAUUUCUGCGCACAGUUGCGACCAAAUAUGCUUGGCCAUCGCAUCGUCUUGUUAGGGUGGAGGAGAGUCUGAACAGGCAGUGGCUGAGGAUGAAUCUCCAGGAAGACACCACACACGUGACAAUGGAUCAUCUGAAACAGCUGCUGAACGCUACCGAUGUGUUCCAGGACCUGCGCAACUGUGCUCUGUGGAGUGCGUACGGAGUGGCCAACCUGCUGGUGCAGCUGAGGAAGGAACUGCGAUUGCCGACCUGUGAAUCUCACAAUACAUAAUUGGUGAAUUCUCUUCAGGGCUCCACCGAUGUGUCUACAGCUUCUCUCUUGCCUGUAAUUCAGCAGAUCGUUACUCACACAGGUUGGUCUAGCGUCAUUUGUAUUCAACACGAUUGAAGUUGCAUUCACGUGUCUUGCACUAGACUAUCGAUUUUGGAGCAUUUGCAUGCGCGCGUUAUUUUUCCAUUACACAUGCGAGUCAUGAAAUUGUGCAAGCUUGCAUCUCCUCCACUGGAAUGCCAGUCAGGGAGCAUUGGACCACGCAUGUAGACGUGCAUUGCCAUUAGACUACAGGUCAUGCAGAGAUUGUACGUAUGCAUAGAGAACCGUGUUUCGCCUUUGCAUGAUUCCUCGCUGCAAUGCUCUUGUCUAAAGCAGAUCUUUAGAUCGUUAUGCCAUCAUUCAGCUUUCAUUUGAUUUCACCAGGUUUAUGGCUGUUUCAGUGCCACCCUGCUCUCUACUUGGAUUAGAAUUCCGAACACCUUCGAUGCCCAUAGAAUAAUGUUGCUGCUUUGUUGUCGACUGAGCACAACAUGUACCUAGUUCCCGUUCUGCCUUUACGCGUGUAUUCACAGUCUUAUUGCUCCUAGCUGAAUGACAUCUAGGCGACUGGAAUUAGUGGUACAUGGGGAAACAAAAUACUGACCGACAUGUGUACCAUGCCA
Molecule: messenger RNA, 2277 nt
Organism: Sycon ciliatum
Lineage: Eukaryota; Metazoa; Porifera; Calcarea; Leucosolenida; Sycettidae
Exons: 6
Coding region: 323-1612 (429 amino acids)
Source: RefSeq, a predicted model, not a curated record